AUGCUGGAUCAAAUGGCCAACGAGAUCAAGCUUAUCUCGGGUAGCUCCCAUCCGGAGCUGAGUGCCAGGGUGGCCUCCCGCCUUGGCAUUGACAUUGCCAACACCAUGAGUCUGAACUUCUCCAACCGGGAAACUAGUGUUUCCAUCGGUGAGUCGGUACGGGACGAGGAUGUCUUUAUCCUCCAGUCAACCGCGCCAGGCGACGUCAAUGACGGGCUUAUGGAGCUCCUCAUUAUGAUUCACGCCUGCCGCACUGCCUCGGCGCGCCGUAUCACGGCCGUCAUCCCCAACUUUCCCUACGCCCGCCAGGAUAAAAAGGACAAGUCACGCGCGCCCAUCAGCGCCAAGCUCAUUGCCAAUAUGCUGCAAGUGUCUGGCUGCAAUCACGUCAUCACCAUGGACCUGCAUGCCUCGCAGAUCCAGGGGUUCUUCAACGUGCCUGUGGACAACCUGUACGCCGAGCCCUCGGUACUGCGCUGGAUCCGCGAGAAUCUACAGGUUGGCAACUGCGUUAUUGUAUCACCCGACGCGGGCGGCGCCAAGCGCGCCACCUCGAUUGCUGACCGUCUCAACACGGCCUUUGCCCUCAUCCAUAAGGAGCGUCCACGCCCUAACGUUGUUGGCCGUAUGGUCCUCGUUGGCGACGUCCAGGACAAGACAGCCAUUCUCGUCGACGACAUGGCCGACACCUGCGGAACUCUGGCCAAGGCUGCUGCGACUCUGAACCAGCACGGUGCCAAGGAGGUCUACGCUAUUGUCACCCACGGCAUUCUAAGCGGUAUGGCCAUUGAGAUUAUCAAUCAGUCUUGCCUUUCUGGCGUUGUCGUUACCAAUACCGUUCCCCUCGGCGACAAGGUUGAGCGCUGCCCCAAGCUCAAGGUCAUUGAUGUUUCCGGCACCCUCUCCGAGGCUAUUCGCCGAACCCACAACGGCGAGUCGGUCUCGUUCCUGUUCAACAACGCUCCUGUCUAG
This is a messenger RNA of Cordyceps militaris CM01, 972 nucleotides long. RefSeq names its product ribose-phosphate pyrophosphokinase II. Gene Ontology annotation, biological process: purine nucleotide biosynthetic process; 5-phosphoribose 1-diphosphate biosynthetic process; ribonucleoside monophosphate biosynthetic process. The transcript is spliced from 7 exons. The record is from RefSeq and is a predicted model, not a curated record. The coding region runs from base 1 to 972 and encodes 323 amino acids. Gene Ontology annotation, cellular component: ribose phosphate diphosphokinase complex; cytoplasm. Gene Ontology annotation, molecular function: magnesium ion binding; ribose phosphate diphosphokinase activity. Lineage: Eukaryota; Fungi; Ascomycota; Sordariomycetes; Hypocreales; Cordycipitaceae.